This is a messenger RNA of Corticium candelabrum, 1119 nucleotides long. Its product is annotated as ciliary microtubule inner protein 2B-like. NCBI's taxonomy places the organism in Eukaryota, Metazoa, Porifera, Homoscleromorpha, Homosclerophorida, Plakinidae. The record is from RefSeq and is a predicted model, not a curated record. The coding region runs from base 54 to 950 and encodes 298 amino acids. The transcript has 4 exons.
AACGGCGUCUCACCGAGGUGUUUGUGCAUGGUGCGAGAGAAGAAGAGGAAGCCAUGGUCAUCCAACGAAAGUCGACAUUGAUGACACCCGAUCCAUACCACACUCCCGGUUACUGCGGAUACUGCCCUCAGUUUAAGUACGAAAUAGGUCGUACGUUCGGAUCAACGACUCACGACUUGCUGUCGCGUCCGGCCAUCGCCAAGUCGGGGUGCACCGUUUUGGCUGAAAUGACGGCAUCUGAUCGUCUCGGGAGGAGCGUCGAGACGCGCAUACCACUUGUCAAAAUGCGUACAAAAAGUUGGGGCGAUCAGAAACUGCUUGAGCAGAUGGUUCCAGGCUACACAGGAUAUAUUCCUAAGGGCCAGCACUUUUUUGGAUCACGGUAUGCAGACAUGUGUCGGUCAGCCAUCUCUGACUUUGAAGCAGAUCAACGAUCUUAUGCAGACAAACGACAUGAGAUGCAAAUACUCACUAAGCUGCAAUCAAGUCGCAGCGGACCACCAGAGUGCACUCUAGUCAAGCAGCCAUUACCUCUAGAGCCCAAGUCGGCUGCUCUAUUGCCCUAUCUCUCGCCACACGCUCUCCAACACUCGGUUUCUCCUUACUACAUGUCUCAGGAUGACCCAAAGAAGUACUUUAUGUCUGGCUACACCGGCUUUGUUCCAAAGUCACGCAAGUAUAUGGGAAAGGGAUAUCCAGCCAUUACAAAUAUAGCUUUGAAAGAUCACACCAAUGACGAGCAAAGAUUCACUGCAAUAAGAACACAACCAGUUAUUGUGCAUCGUUCGAUCCCCCACCCUGCACCGGCACCGAAAAUUUAUCCCAUCAACACAGGCCUUGUACCAAACUAUACUGGCCACAUUCCAGCUCAAAAGUUCAAGUAUGGCAUGACAUUUGGUCACAGCACGAAGAACGCUGCCAGAAAUGCUGUUACUGAAGUGUCUGUCUGAUUUUCAGACACGGGAUAGAGUACUGACGUUUCUAUGUACUUUUAGAGUGUUUAGAUUGCGUAGCCGCGACUAGAUGCACGCGGCUGGUUUACAGAUUUGUUUUCAAUGAGUGGGUGCGGUUGCAUAGUUUGUGUCCGUAGCAACAAUAUUAGACGAAUAGUCUGCUCUA